AUGUCGCUGCAGCGGUACGCUUUUUGCGUAGUAUUACUCAUCAGAGCAUUGCUUGGCUGCAGAGCUUCGCAGUUUUUUACUGUUGAUGAAGAAUUGAAUACCGUCCGAGAUCUGGAAAACAGAAUACUGGAUUUAGUCGACUCGACGAUACGGUAUUAUUUAAGACCAGACGUUGGUAAUGAUAAUGUGGACUUAAAUUUAAUGCUUGGGGUAUCCAUAAUGAAAGGUCAAUUUAUGUCGUGUACUGAAAAUUCUCGAAUAAAUUAUAAUAUUCGUUUUUACAAGAUGUAUAAAUUGAAUACAAUGAUUAGAAAUCUGUACGUGAAAUUUUAUAAAAACAAUUUAAUGGAUUCAAUGAGAACAAUUCUCGAUCAUAAACUCUGGAUUUCUCCAAAAACAUUUAAACACAAAUCAAAUAUUACAUUGCCCUCCAAAAUAUGGUUCGAUGAGGAUAUUUUAGCAAACGGUGAUGCAUAUUUUCGCAAUAUUUCGGAUAAAUGCAUUGGCCAAGUGAUUUCUUCAUGCAGUGUAACGUAUGAAUGCUUUCAACUAGAAUUUCAAAAACAAUUUCUCGGUUACUCGCUUACACACCAAGUGUUGUACAUUCAUCUUUUAAAGAGAAUGAAAUGUAACAAACUGAAACAUCGAAAUUUAUUAAAAAAAAUAAUACAGCAUAAAUGCAGUACAAUUUUUGAAGAAGCUCAAAAUAUGGCCAAAGAUUUUGAAAUGCUGGACAGAUACAAAGAUUUAUUCAUUGAACAAAUUGCAGUUUGUGGAAUGCAAAACAUGGUGGAUUUCUUUCAGCCGGAAUGGUUUUCAAUUAUUGUGUCUUCAAUAAAACACAAUAAGUGUAUUCAACACAAAAAUAACAAAUCGUCUUGUGAUUCACACUUGACAGGAGUAUCAUUGGCAGCUUUGGGAGUGUACUUUAAGUUUCUAUGUUACAAAGUCAACAAAUAUGGAGCAUAUUGA
Messenger RNA from Macrosiphum euphorbiae (potato aphid), 972 nucleotides. The record is from the annotation of a GenBank genome assembly. Lineage: Eukaryota; Metazoa; Arthropoda; Insecta; Hemiptera; Aphididae.